Salvelinus fontinalis (brook trout) is the source of this 1640-nucleotide messenger RNA. RefSeq names its product glucagon family neuropeptides-like. Gene Ontology annotation, molecular function: pituitary adenylate cyclase activating polypeptide activity; neuropeptide hormone activity; peptide hormone receptor binding. NCBI's taxonomy places the organism in Eukaryota, Metazoa, Chordata, Actinopteri, Salmoniformes, Salmonidae. The record is from RefSeq and is a predicted model, not a curated record. Gene Ontology annotation, cellular component: neuron projection; perikaryon; extracellular region. Gene Ontology annotation, biological process: adenylate cyclase-activating G protein-coupled receptor signaling pathway; positive regulation of protein kinase activity; neuropeptide signaling pathway. The coding region runs from base 93 to 722 and encodes 209 amino acids. The transcript is spliced from 6 exons.
GAAAGGGAGAGAGAGAGAUUAUCUCACUCUCCCAGUCGCAGUCGCAACCGGAUCACAUCCAGCUUCUCUCUCCACACGGCAAUAGCAGGACAAUGUCUAGUAAAGCGACUUUAGCCUUACUCAUCUAUGGAAUCAUAAUGCACUACAGCAUCCACUGCUCACCUCUCGGGCUAAGCUAUCCUAACCUUAGACUUGAAAAUGAGGUUUAUGACGAGAAUGGAAAUUCGUUACCGGACUUGGCUUUUGACAGUGAUCAAAUUGCUAUAAGAAGUCCCCCAUCUGUGGCGGACGACGUGUACACUUUAUACUACCCACCGGAGAAAAGAACGGAAAGGCAUGCAGACGGAAUGUUUAAUAAAGCCUACAGGAAAGCGCUGGGUCAGUUAUCAGCAAGAAAAUAUCUCCAUUCUCUGAUGGCAAAGCGUGUAGGUGGAGGGAGCACCAUGGAAGACGACUCUGAGCCUCUGUCAAAGCGACACUCGGAUGGGAUCUUCACAGACAGCUACAGCCGCUACCGAAAGCAAAUGGCAGUCAAGAAAUACCUGGCGGCAGUCCUUGGGAAAAGCCCUGAAGACUUAGGUUUUCACCAUAUUCUACAAGACAUAGACUUUGAUGCCCUACCGGAUGGGGAUGAGUUUGAGGCUAUUUUGGGAGACUGGCUGAAACAGUUCUCUCCCGAAUUUCCGGUGAGUUCCAGGCUCUUUCCCGAGGCCUUGUCUUGAGGGAUGUCUCUUGUCCCUCCCUCUCUUUCUCACCUUACCCUGUGAUCUUACACUCCAGAUACUAUAUACAACCCAAUCUUCUUCUUUUCUCAUUUGUGUUCCUGUCUCUCUAGAGGUACUGUACAACUGUAUCUAUAUUCACACCUAUACUGCAUGCAGUAUACGUAUGAACGUGAACAUAGAUGCAUAGAUGUGUUUUACACAUUGAAUGUGUACUGUAAAUCCUUUAAAAUUCCCCACAAAUAUCAUAUUGGAGGCUGUAGGAUAAUAAUGUGACUGCUAAACAGUAUUAUAAAUCAAUUAUUUAUUUAAGGCCAAAACAGACAUGACCCCACAGGCUCUAGAAUCCUUAUAUAUGGCAGUAAUUCAAAUACUAAAGUGGAAUACUUGUUAGAAUGACCCCUAUGACCUCCGUGACCCUCGUAAGAUGAGGACCAGAGUGCUUUUGAGCUUUUACUUUCCUUCCUGUUCUUCUUCUUCAGUGUUAAAGAAAAUGAGCUUACACUUUUGAACUUUGUGCAAAGUAUCUAUCUUGUGUUCCUCUGUAGUGGUAUACAUGUGUUUGAAAAGCUCUUGAAAACCUGGAACGCUGUUAAAGGUUUUCCAUUUGUCUCUUCUCGCCACAUAAGAAGCAUCGUGAACAUAGAAUAACCUGAAUGGUCAUCGGACUCAAAAAGAAAGUCCAAUAAGAAAAUCGAGACCAUUUCCACUGACAUUGUACUUUUUAUGUGGCUUCACUUAAUUUCAAUGUAUUUUUUUUUAUUUUUCACGAGGAACAUUUCAGAGGCGGUUUGAAAACGUGUUGCACCUUCCUGGUCUACUGUGCUUUCCCCUAUCUUGUCAUGUGAACCGAUGUAAAGCUAGAUCGCAUGAUUAAAGUAAUUGCACUAGCCACCAAAUCUGUGCAAACUACUGCAA